UUACAACCAAACAUUUUUUGUUCUUUUAUUCUCUUCCUUAGCAAUAUUUUGCAAUCACAUAAAAUUUUCUCUGAAGUUUUUAUUUUUGAUCAUUUUUUGAUACCUUCAUCUUUGUUAUUUGAUUCAAUUGUGUGUUAAUUUUGUUGAGAAAAAAAAAUGAAGGAAAGUGUUGGAAACCCUUUGCAUCUAAAAUCUGUGAAUCAUAUCUCACUCAUAUGCAGAUCAGUGGAAGAAUCAAUGGAUUUUUACCUGAAUGUUCUUGGUUUUUUCCCAAUUAGAAGGCCUGGUUCUUUUAAUUUUGAUGGAGCAUGGCUAUUUGGGUUUGGGAUUGGUAUUCAUUUGUUAGAGGCUGAGAAUCCAGAAAAGUUACCAAAGAAGAAAGAAAUUAAUCCAAAGGAUAAUCAUAUAUCUUUUCAGUGUGAGAGCAUGGGAGCAGUUGAAAAAAAGCUGAAAGAAAUGGAAAUAGAUUACGUGAGAGCAACAGUAGAAGAAGGUGGAAUUCAAGUAGAUCAGUUAUUCUUCCAUGACCCAGAUGGAUUCAUGAUUGAGAUAUGCAAUUGUGACAGUCUUCCUGUGAUUCCACUAGCUGGUGAGGUGGCAAGAUCAUGCUCUCACUUGAAUCUUCAACAACUAAUGCAGAAUCAGAGUCAGCAACAACAACAGAUACAUAAGAUUGUCAAGUGAUUACUAUUAUAGUGUUGUUGUGAUAGUGAUGUGACCAAUUCAUGCAUCUUUGAUGAGUCAUGAAGUUGUACUUGGUUUUCUUUUGUUGUUGCUUUCUAGACAGUUGUCAAUUUAUGAUGUUGUUUUUUUUUUAUAAUGUUCUAGCUGUUUCUAUUAGUAAAUAAUUGUCAAGUUGUUUGUACUCAAAAUAGAAUACUACCUCCGUCCCAUAAUGAGUGAUCUAAUUGAAAUAAUUUAGUGUUUCAAAA
Messenger RNA from Vicia villosa (hairy vetch), 932 nucleotides. RefSeq names its product glyoxylase I 4-like. The record is from RefSeq and is a predicted model, not a curated record. NCBI's taxonomy places the organism in Eukaryota, Viridiplantae, Streptophyta, Magnoliopsida, Fabales, Fabaceae. The transcript has 3 exons. Bases 157 to 684 code for a protein of 175 amino acids.